Messenger RNA from Pelobates fuscus (common spadefoot toad), 1279 nucleotides. RefSeq names its product calmodulin 2 (gene CALM2). The transcript has 6 exons. Bases 106 to 555 code for a protein of 149 amino acids. NCBI's taxonomy places the organism in Eukaryota, Metazoa, Chordata, Amphibia, Anura, Pelobatidae. The record is from RefSeq and is a predicted model, not a curated record. Gene Ontology annotation, molecular function: enzyme regulator activity; calcium ion binding.
GUUGGCGGCGGUUGGAAAUUAGUCCGAGCCGUGCCUGCGAGGAGUGAGGUUGUCGCUGUGCUGCUGCUGGGGCUUUUGCGCGUAUUUUAACGACCGCUCGUAGACAUGGCUGACCAACUGACAGAAGAGCAGAUUGCAGAGUUCAAAGAAGCUUUUUCACUAUUCGAUAAGGAUGGUGAUGGCACAAUCACCACAAAGGAGCUUGGCACAGUCAUGAGGUCGCUUGGCCAAAACCCCACAGAAGCUGAAUUACAGGAUAUGAUAAAUGAAGUAGAUGCUGAUGGUAAUGGAACAAUUGACUUUCCUGAAUUCUUGACUAUGAUGGCUAGAAAAAUGAAAGAUACAGAUAGUGAAGAAGAAAUCAGAGAAGCAUUCCGUGUGUUUGACAAGGAUGGAAAUGGUUAUAUAAGCGCUGCAGAGUUGCGUCAUGUGAUGACAAAUCUGGGUGAGAAAUUAACGGACGAAGAAGUUGAUGAGAUGAUCAGGGAAGCAGAUAUUGAUGGGGAUGGCCAAGUAAAUUAUGAAGAGUUUGUACAAAUGAUGACAGCAAAGUGAAGACUGUACAGAAUGUGUUAAAUUUCUUGUACAAAGAUGUUUAUUUGCCUUUCUUUGUUUGUAACUUAUCUGUAAAAUGUUUCUCCUUACUGUCAAAUGCAUGUAUAGUAAUUUAGAAUUCCAUUCAUGUUUCCCAUAUUACUGUCAGUCUCUAAUUUGUUUCAAUGAAAAGUUGAUCAAGUAACUAAAGCUGCAUGUGGCUUACUCUGGAGUUCCUAUAAGCCCAUUGUGCACAAAUGCUAGCUUGAUGAAUUUGUUCAAAUGAGGGAACACCUAGAAUCUAACUUCCCACUUAAAUUUUUUUUAUAUAACUUCCCUCUUUAAAGCUGACUGACUUCAAGUAACCUGUUUGCUUGUUGGAAUGUGGAGUAAACAACUCUAAAUUUAAAGAUAGUUAACAAUACUGAAAUUAUGUUGCACUAAUGCAGAACUGGUAUAUCCAGGUACUUGUCUUGUACACUUAUUUCUUUCCUUUCCUGCCCUUCUGUUCCUUUGCUCCAGUACAGUGUACAUCUUCACUAGGCUUUUUAAAGAUUCUUUUUGUGCCCACUUUCACUGAAGGACCUACAUCACAUUAAACAUUAGUGAGUUGUAAGUUCUUACACCAGUAAAAGUUUUCCUUUUUGUUUAGCCACUUUUCAGAAGAACCUGCUUAUGGCACAAUUUGCCUCAAAUCCAUUCCAAGUUGUAUAUUUGUUUUCCAAUAAAAAAAAAAUUUAUUAUG